AUGACUCAUGAAAUUUAUUCUUAUUCAUUAGACGAUCUUGAUAAAUUAGAACAAGAUUUAAAAUUCCCCAAAUUCGAUACUAAUAUUGCUUGGCAAUUAGGUUCAUUUGCUCGGAAUUUUGCUAUUGAAAAAUAUCCUAACAAUAGUAUAAUUAUUAAUAUUACUUUACUGAAUGGACAUAAUUUAUUUCAAACCGCAAUUAAUAAUGGGACAAUAUUAGAUAAUGAUAAAUGGAUAAAUCGUAAAUUUAAUACUGUAAUUAGAUUUGAAAAAUCAAGUUUUUGGUUAGGACAAAAAUUAAGAAUUAAAAAUAAAUCAAUUGAAGAAGCAAAUUUUAUAUCUUCUAAUGAUUAUGCUAGUCAUGGUGGUAGUAUUCCUUUAAAAUUAGUUAAUUUUGAUGGUAUUAUUGGUGCUUUAACCAUUAGUGGAUUAGCUCAAGAAGAAGAUCAUUUAUUAGCCAUUGAAGUUGUAAAACAAUUUCUUAUCCAACAACAAGAACAACAAGAAUAA
Candida dubliniensis CD36 is the source of this 510-nucleotide messenger RNA. RefSeq lists its product as uncharacterized. Gene Ontology annotation, biological process: post-translational protein targeting to endoplasmic reticulum membrane. Gene Ontology annotation, cellular component: TRC complex. NCBI's taxonomy places the organism in Eukaryota, Fungi, Ascomycota, Pichiomycetes, Serinales, Debaryomycetaceae. The coding region runs from base 1 to 510 and encodes 169 amino acids. The transcript has a single exon. The record is from RefSeq and is a predicted model, not a curated record.